AGUAAAACCCCAAUAAAGAUGCGAUUUCUAAUCAUCUUGGGCUUGGUGGCCUUUCUGGCCAUAUCCUUGACAGCAGCUUGGCCUGCAAAUACUUCCGAUCAGAGUGACAGCGAUAAUAAUACUUCCAAUCAGAGUGACAGCAAUAAUAAUAGCACAGAUAGUGGAAGUGAACAAGAAGGUUCUGGCGAUGAUCAAGUUAUUUCACCUAGGCCCAGAUGGCCCCGAUGGGGUGGCAUUGGUCCUGUGGUCCUAAUCCCCGGACCCACCAGGCAGAGAACCCUAUAGAACCAUCUCAAUGGAACCCCCCACUGACGCGAAUCACCAAAAAUAAUAAAAGCUUGUAAACUUUCCAUUGAGACAAUUGUCUAAACAGCCAAAAUGGGUAAAUAAAGAUUUUUUUGUUGGUAAUAUCAA
Molecule: messenger RNA, 414 nt
Organism: Drosophila serrata
Lineage: Eukaryota; Metazoa; Arthropoda; Insecta; Diptera; Drosophilidae
Source: RefSeq, a predicted model, not a curated record